UUAUAAAUGGGCGGGGCUGGAUAUGGUAAUUACCCAGCUACUGAGAUAAGCAUGCAAUGGAAGAGUUGACUGAUUCAAGUAUAUCUGAUGAAUGGGAAGAGGAGGUGAUUCUCCUGGUAGAGCUCAAGGGACUACCCAAUGCUGAGGAACCUAUCCUAGCCUGCAGGGACACUUGUAGCAUCCUGGGUAUGGACUCCCCUGAGCCUAUGCUGCAGCUGGACCAGUACCUGUUUAAGGGCAACUACGAAGACAUCGUAGGCACAACAAUGGUGUUUGAACAAGAUAAAGGGAAGAAGUUGAAUUACAUUUGCAAGACUAACAAGAAAUUGACCAUGAGCAGAGUGAUUUUGAAGCCUAAAGAGACCCCCCAUGAAGAUACAGAUGUACCCCCUACUGGUGACGAGAAUAGUACAGAGGAAGCGACUGACUACGAAGGAACAGAUAUUACAGAGCCCCCUCAGAGGAAGACUGAUUCACCAUCCACACAAACUCUUCCUUCUCAUGCAAUGAACAUUUGUUGACUACACGUAUAUAUCACUUCUUGAAAAAAUAAUAAUGAGCAAUUUUUUUCAAUUAA
Messenger RNA from Halichondria panicea, 577 nucleotides. RefSeq names its product general transcription factor 3C polypeptide 6-like. Gene Ontology annotation, cellular component: transcription factor TFIIIC complex. NCBI's taxonomy places the organism in Eukaryota, Metazoa, Porifera, Demospongiae, Suberitida, Halichondriidae. The transcript is spliced from 4 exons. The record is from RefSeq and is a predicted model, not a curated record. The coding region runs from base 57 to 521 and encodes 154 amino acids. Gene Ontology annotation, biological process: transcription by RNA polymerase III.